UGCCGCAGAGCCUGCGCCUGCCCGCCCGCGCCGCCCUGCUCUCCCGCUGCCUGCCCGAGCUGGGGGGUCCCCCGGCGCCCCCCGCCCCCUGCCGCCGCCCGCCGCCCCCGGGGCCUGGCCGAGAUGCCGGGGCCGCCCCCCGCCGCCUUCCUCUACGAGCUGCUCUGCCGCGGGGGGCUGCGGCGGCUGCACGAGCUGCAGGUGGAGGGCCGUGCCCGCUACGGGCCGGUGUGGAAGGCGAGCUUCGGGCCCAUCCUGACGGUGCACGUGGCAGAGGCCGGGCUGAUCGAGCAGGUGCUGCGGCAGGAGGGCGACUUCCCCGUCCGCUCCCAUCUCUCCUCCUGGAAGGAUUAUCGGGUCUGCCGCGGGCACGCCUGUGGGCUGCUCACUGCGGAGGGCGAGGAGUGGCAGGGGCUGCGCAGGCUGCUGGGGCGGCUGCUGCUGCGGCCGCGGGCGGCCGAGGGCUACGCGGGGCCGGUGGCCGGGGUGGUGGGCGACCUGCUGCGGCGGCUGCAGCGCCAGCGCGACCGGCACCCCCAGCACCUCGUCCCCGACGUCGCCGCCGAGUUCUACAAGUUCGGCUUGGAAGGCAUCUCGUCCAUCCUCUUCGCCUCCCGCCUGGGCUGCCUGGAGCAGGAGGUGCCGCGGGAGACGGAGACCUUCAUCCGCUCCAUCAACACCAUGUUCGUCACGACGCUGCUCACCAUGGCCAUGCCCAAGGCCCUGCACCGCCUCUUCCCCAAGCCCUGGCGGACCUUCUGCGAGGCCUGGGACUACAUGUUCGCCUUCGCCAAGGGUCACAUCGACCGGCGCGUGGCCGAGGCGGCCGAGCGGGGCGACGCGGCGGCGAAGGCGUGUCUCACCGACCACCUGGCCCGGGAGAAGGUCCCCAUGAAGGUCAUCCAUGGCAACGUCACCGAGCUGCUGCUGGCCGGGGUGGACACGAUCUCCAGCACCCUGUCGUGGAGCCUGUACGAGCUGGCGCGGCACCCCGGGGUGCAGGCGGCGCUGCACCGGGAGCUGGCGGCGGCGCUGGGCCCCGGCUGCGGCCCCUCGGCCACCGCGCUCGGCAGGGUCCCCCUGCUGAGGGCCGUGGUGAAGGAGACCCUGAGGCUGUACCCCGUCAUCCCCGCCAACGCCCGCGUCGUCCCCGACCGCGACAUCCGCGUGGGCGACUACGUGGUGCCGCGCCAGACCCUCAUCACCCUCUGCCACUACGCCACGUCCCGCGACGGCCGCCUCUUCCCGGCUCCCGACUCCUUCCGCCCCGAGCGCUGGCUGGGCCGCGACGCCGCCCGGCACCCCUUCGCCUCGCUGCCCUUCGGCGCCGGCAAACGCAGCUGCGUCGGCCGCCGCCUCGCCGAGCUGGAGAUCCACCAGGCGCUGGCGCAGAUCCUGCUGCGCUUCGAGGUGCGGCCGGAGCCCGGCGGCGGGCGCGUGCGCCCCAUGACCCGCACCCUGCUCGUCCCCGAGGCCACCAUCAACCUCCAGUUCCUCAGCCGGUGAGGCGGGACCCGGGGGCGGCGACCUUGACCCCGGCGGCGACCUUGACCCCGGCGGCGACCCCUUCGCGCCCCCGGGCGCUAUUUAUGGCUCCGCUGUGUUAUUUAAUGAUUUAUUUAUUGGCUAAUAAACGGGUUUUUGGGG
Molecule: messenger RNA, 1647 nt
Organism: Phalacrocorax carbo (great cormorant)
Lineage: Eukaryota; Metazoa; Chordata; Aves; Suliformes; Phalacrocoracidae
Source: RefSeq, a predicted model, not a curated record